GGGGGAACCCUCGCUCGGCCCCGUAGCGGAGCGGGGAGGGCGCAUGGGGCAGGCAGAGCCCGACGCAGACCCCGCCCGAGCUGGCGGCACCGCCCUGCAGGCCCGCAGUUGGCUGUCCCGGAGGCCCGCCCCACCGUCCCGCCGCCCGCCGCCCGCCGCCCGCCGCUCGGCCAUCCGCCUGCACGGACAAGGGAGCCCGCCAGUCCCGUCCGCCGCCGUCCGUCCCGCCAUGGCUGCGCGCCUGCUCCUCCGCUCCCUUCGUGUCCUGAGCGCCCGCUCGGCGACACUCCCGCCGCCCUCCGCCCGAUGUUCUCAUUCUGGAGCAGAAGCACGUCUAGAAACUCCUUCUGCUAAAAAAUUAACUGAUAUUGGAAUCAGAAGAAUCUUUUCCUCAGAGCAUGACAUUUUCCGGGAGAGUGUAAGGAAGUUUUUUCAAGAAGAAGUGAUUCCCUACCACGAAGAAUGGGAGAAAGCCGGAGAAGUGAGUAGAGAGCUCUGGGAAAAAGCUGGCAAGCAAGGCCUGCUUGGCAUCAACAUUGCAGAGAAACAUGGCGGCAUCGGUGGGGACUUGUUGUCAACAGCAGUUACUUGGGAAGAGCAAGCAUACUCAAAUUGCACAGGCCCUGGUUUCAGCCUCCAUUCAGAUAUUGUCAUGCCCUAUAUUGCAAAUUACGGCACAAAAGAACAGAUCGAGCAGUUUAUCCCCCAGAUGACGGCGGGCAAGUGUAUUGGUGCCAUAGCCAUGACAGAGCCUGGGGCUGGAAGUGACUUACAAGGAGUAAGAACAAAUGCCAAAAGGUCUGGGAGUGAUUGGAUUCUCAAUGGAAGCAAGGUGUUCAUCACUAAUGGCUGGUUAAGUGAUCUCGUGAUCGUAGUGGCCGUCACCAAUCGUGAAGCUCGAUCGCCCGCUCAUGGCAUUAGCCUCUUUUUGGUGGAGAAUGGAAUGAAAGGAUUUAUUAAGGGCAAGAAGCUACAUAAGAUGGGAAUGAAAGCCCAGGACACAGCAGAACUAUUCUUUGAAGAUGUUCGAUUGCCAGCUAGUGCCCUACUUGGGGAAGAGAAUAAAGGCUUCUACUACCUCAUGCAAGAGCUCCCACAGGAAAGGCUUUUAAUUGCUGAUUUGGCAAUUUCUGCCUGUGAGUUCAUGUUUGAAGAAACCAGGAACUACGUGAGACAAAGAAAGGCUUUUGGAAAAACAGUCGCACACAUCCAGAUUUAUUUAUUUAUCAUUAUAUAUAAGUACACUGUAGCUGUCUUCAGAUACACCAGAAGAGGGCAUCGGAUCUCUUUACAGAUGGUUGUGAGCCACCAUGUGGUUGCUGGGAAUUGAACUCAUGACCUCUGGAAGAGCAGUCGGGUGCUCUUAACCGCUGAGCCAUCUCUCCAGCCCCAAACCUGAACUUUUUAACGUGCUUCCCCCCCCCCCUUCAUCUCAAGACUGUGCAGCACAAACUAGCAGAAUUGAAGACGAACAUAUGUGUUA
Rattus norvegicus (Norway rat) is the source of this 1483-nucleotide messenger RNA. NCBI's taxonomy places the organism in Eukaryota, Metazoa, Chordata, Mammalia, Rodentia, Muridae. The record is from RefSeq and is a predicted model, not a curated record.